Messenger RNA from Trifolium pratense (red clover), 3249 nucleotides. RefSeq names its product TPR repeat-containing thioredoxin TTL1-like. NCBI's taxonomy places the organism in Eukaryota, Viridiplantae, Streptophyta, Magnoliopsida, Fabales, Fabaceae. Gene Ontology annotation, cellular component: cytoplasm. The record is from RefSeq and is a predicted model, not a curated record. The coding region runs from base 463 to 2565 and encodes 700 amino acids. Gene Ontology annotation, molecular function: protein binding. The transcript is spliced from 7 exons.
AAAAUUGAAAAAGUGAAGAGAAAGAGAGAUAGAAGGAAGUGAAAUUUUUGUCUCGUGAAGCAGCAGGUGAAGAAGGAAAGGAAAGAAAAUAAAAGCUCACUCUUUUUCUCCAUUUUUCUUCUUCCUUCUUCUUUCUCUCUCUACUCUCUCUCUCUAAAAACAAAGCUUCUUCUCUCUCUCUCUCUCCCAACAACACUCACAUUCAUUCUUUACUUCUUCCUUUUAUAUAUCACGAGAUCCCCAUCCCUUUCUCUCUUUCCUCUCUCUCUCUCUCUCUCUCUACACUUUCCUUCUUCUUCUUCUUCUUCAUGUCUUCUUCAACAAACCCAUUUUUCACUACUCACUAUACACAUUGCUAACACUCAAAGAGUGUGUUUUUAGAGAGAGAGAGCAAAAGGGUAACCAUAGUUUCAACAAAAGAUUGAAUCUUACAACAACCCAUUAAUUAAGAAGAAGAAAAAAAUGUCACAUUCACCAGAAAAACCCGACUCAGAAAAACCCGAACCGGAGUUAGAAUCUUUUUCCGAUCGGUUUCGUGAAACGGUGAGUUUAGAAGUAAAUAAACCGGAUUUCAGAGAACUCGAUCUGGGUUCACCGGUUUCACCAUUGAGGACACGUGGAGGACCGUCGGUGAGUAGUAGUUCGGGUUCUUCUGGAUCUUUCUCUGGUCGAAAUGGGUCAAAUUCAAACCCGGUUUCUAAAAGAUCCGAUUCAGCACCGAAUAAUAAUAACAGUAACUCCGGUGAACUUUCCGGUUCUAGUGAGAACAGUCCAACGGCAGAGAGAUCUGGUGGGAAUGUAAGAGGUUCUAAACCGGGUCAUUCAAGAUCCAAUUCAGGAUCCGGUUUGACUUCGUUGACGCAUUCGGGUCAAACUGUGAACUCUCCACCGUUGAAUGUUCUUCCCACCGGAAACAUUUGUCCUUCCGGUAGGAUCUUGAAGACCGGUAUGAUGGUACCUAAUCGGAGUUCAAGAAGUGAUGUUCUUGGUUCUGGAACUGGAAACUAUGGUCAUGGUAGCAUAAUGCGCGGUGGAGGUGGUGGUGCCGGAGUAGUUUCUGGUAAAGGAGAGAGUAACAGUUUGAGAAGUAGCAUUGGGGGUGAUUUAGGAAAAAGAGGGGUGCAGGGUGUGGAUCCAGAAGAGCUUAAGAAAGCAGGAAAUGAGCAUUACAAAAAAGGUCAUUUUUCAGAUGCAUUGAGUUUUUAUGACCGUGCAAUUUCGUUGUCUCCAACGAGUGCUUCUUAUCGAAGCAACCGUGCCGCGGCCCUGACUGGUUUAGGGAGGUUAGCUGAAGCUGUCAAGGAAUGUCAGGAGGCUGUUAGAUUGGAUCCUAGUUAUUCUAGAGCUCAUCAUCGUUUGGCUUCUCUUUACAUCAGGUUAGGACAAGUUGAAAAUGCUAGGAAGCAUCUUUGUCAUCCUGGAUUGACGCCAGAUCCGGCGGAGAUGCAAAAGUUGAAAAUGGUGGAAAAGCAUAUUAAUAAAUGUGCAGAUGUUAGGAGGGUAGGAGAUUGGAAAAGUGUUCUGAGGGAACUUGGUGCUACUGUUGCUGCUGGAGCCUAUUCUUCUCCGCAGCUCUUUAUGUGUAGAGCAGAAGCCCUAUUGAAACUCCAUCAAAUUGAUGAUGCAGAAUCAGUUUUGUCACAUGUUCCGAAAUCGGAGCCUCGUACUAAUAGUAAUAAUACAUCUUCUCAAGUAAGAUUUUUCGGGAUGCUUUCUGAAGCUUAUUCCUACUUUGUCAGAGCUCAAAUUGAGAUGGCAUUGGGAAGGUUUGAGAAUGCAGUCACGGCUGCUGAGAAGGCGAGUCAGAUUGAUUCGCGAAAUCUUGAAGUUGCUGUUUUGCUUAACAAUGUAAGGAUGGUGGCAAGAGCUCGAGUUCGUGGCAAUGAUCUUUUUAAAUCGGAACGGUUCACUGAAGCUUGCUCGGCAUACGGGGAAGGUUUGAGAUUGGACCCUUCAAAUUCUGUUCUAUAUUGCAAUAGAGCAGCGUGUUGGUUUAAGCUUGGUCAAUGGGAAAAAUCAAUUGAAGACUCUAAUCAAGCAUUAAGUAUUCAACCAAGUUAUACAAAAGCUCUUCUUCGAAGAGCGACAUCAUACAGCAAGCUAGAAAGGUGGGAAGAAGCGGUUAAAGAUUAUGAGGUCUUGCGGAAAAACCUUCCAAAUGACAAUGCGGUUGCUGAAGCUCUUUUUCAUGCGCAAGUUGCGCUUAAGAAAUCUCGUGGAGAAGAAGUAUCUAAUUUAAAGUUCGGCGGUGAAGUGGAAGUAGUAUCAGGUCUUGAGCAGUUUAGAACUGCAAUAUCUUUACCUGUUGUUUCUGUUGUCCAUUUUGAAGUUGCAUCAAAUUCGCAAUGCAAGCAAAUAUCUCCAUUUGUGGAUACACUAUGUAGUCGAUAUCCAUCUAUUAACUUCCUCAAGGUGGACAUUCAAGAAAACCCGACAGUUGCAACUGCUGAGAACGUUAGAAUCGUGCCAACUUUCAAGAUAUACAAAAACGGAAGCCGUGUGAAGGAAAUCAUAUGCCCUAGUCGUGACAUGUUGGAACACUCCGUGAGGCAUUACAGCAUUUAGAAUUCAAUUCACCAUUUGUAAUACUUCUCUCUUCUCAUCUAUCUACAUUUUUCCUUCUCAUGGUCCCCAAAAUCCUCUGCUAGUCCCUACAGUUCUUCCAGUCUUUCGAUCCCACCAUUAAACAAUCACCGCCCGAUACCUGUGACAUAGUAAAAAAAAAACCAGACAAUAAUCUCAUUAGCAUCAUCGAAUGCCGUUGGAACCAUAGAGGUAGUAGUAAAGUUCCUUUUGGAGUUUUCAUUUUAUUCAUUCAUUCCUCAUUGCUCUUUGGUUCCAUAUAUAUGUUCCAAUGUUUCUUCCCAACUCCCUUGAUCAAUUUUCUUGUAUCCCCAGUUUCUUUCUUUCAAGGUAAAAAAAAGUGUUAUGUUGUACAAUUAUUUUCAUUAUGAGAUUUUAAAUUGCUUUUUAAGAUAGAAAAAUAUAGAGAGAUAUAUAGUGACAAAAAGGGAGUGGUGGAAGGUGUUGUGCUAGUUAAUAUUAGAGAGGGGAUCUGUAAUUCUGUACAUGUAUAUAUGUGAUGAUAUAUACACUAGACAAUGGAAGCCUUUGAGGGAAGAUAGGUUAAGUGGUGGGUGGGGUACCCUAGCAAAAGAAGGAUGAAAAUGUUAUAUCAUUGUUUCUUCUAUUUUUCUUUUAUUUUUCUUUCUUUACCCCUUUCUGUCUUGGCCAUUUAAUCAAUAAAAA